Molecule: messenger RNA, 6450 nt
Organism: Closterium sp. Naga37s-1
Lineage: Eukaryota; Viridiplantae; Streptophyta; Zygnematophyceae; Desmidiales; Closteriaceae
Source: the annotation of a GenBank genome assembly
AUGCCUCUCUUCCUAACGGAAGAGGAGUUGCAAGCGGUGGAGGGCGAUGUCAGGGCUGUUGCGCGGAAGGCGGAGGAGCAAAUAGGCUCGCUCCUUCGUCAACUAGAGACGCACAAGGCGCAGGCGGACGCAGCGGAAAUCAACGCGGAGCAGACGUGCUCGCUGAUCGAGCAGAAGUACCUCGCGGUGACGGACGAGAACGCGCAGCUCGAACGCGAGAAGGGAUUUCUCACCGCGGAUCUCGAUCAGAAAGCCGCCGAACUUGCGGAAAUUAAGGCGCAGGUCCAUCGCCUGCAGCUGGAGGGGAUUCAGGGGGAUGGCGAGAGGGAGCGGCUGAAAGCGGAGCUGGCGGAGGCGCAGACGAGCCGGCGGGACCUGGUGGACGUGAUCGAGCGGAAGAACCUCGAGAUUGACGAGAAGAACGCGUCGCUCAAGUCGUACCUGGACAAGAUUGUCUCUCUGACCGAUUCGCGGACUGAGUUGGAGGGACGGCUGAGGAAGGCUGAGGCAGAGGCGUCCCGCUGGAAGGCUGCCGUCAACCGCCAUGUGCAGGAAAAGGAGAUACUGGAGCAGCACCUGGCGUGGCUGCGAGAGGACGUGGCGGGGAAGGCUGGCGCGCUGCAGGAGGAGAGGCGCGCGCGCGCGGAGGGCGAGGCGGAGCUGCGCAGCAAGCUGCUGGGCGCGGAGCAUGAGCGCGACGACCUGCGCGCUGCUGAGAGCCGCGCCCAGGCUCGCGUGGCGGAGCUGCAGGGGAUGGUCGCGCAGCUACAAAAGGAGGUGAAGAAGCGCGCCGAGGAGGAGGCGCUUCACGAAAGCCAGCUGGCGGCUGAAUUGGAAACUGCGAAGAAGCUGGUGGAGCUGUACAAGGAAAGUGCAGCGGAGGCGGGUGAAAGGGCAGCAGAUCUCAAGGGCGUUGUCAAAUCUCUCGAGGAUCAUCUGAAGCAAGUGGAGGACGAGGGCGAGAGUCGGUUCAAGGCAGCAGAAGAGGCAGCACGGAAGCAGCAGCAGGAGCUGCAGAGGCGGUGUGAGGAGCUGCAGAAGAGCCUUGAGGAGGCGAACAAGAAGGCUGCUGCUGCCGCUGAGGCAGCUGCUGCAGCCGCAGCUGCUGGUGCUGGUGGCUUGGAGCUUGUGCCUGCUGCUGCCACCGCCGGCCCCAUUCAGCCACUGGACAGGCAGCUGGCGGCGGUGCUGCAUGGGGGGGGCAGUGUGCCGCCAUCCCUGCCUCAGGGCGUCACAGGAGUGGCGCUCGCCACCUAUCUCGUCAAGGACGGCUGGACGAUGGCAACGAUGUACGAGAAGUAUGAAGAGGCGGCAGAUGCGUGGCGGCAUGAGAGGCAGCAGCGGCGGCAAGCAGAGACACUGCUUAACAGGGUGCUGAGGGAGAUAGAGCAGAAGGCGGGUGUGGUGCUGGAAGAGCGUGAGCUGCACGCACGCAUGGCACGCGCAUACGAUGUCAUGCAGGACAAGCUGGCACUGGCAGCGGACCAGCAGGCUGCUGUGGAAGCAUCUCUCGCUGAGUGCAGGGCGGAGCUGCGUGCAAGGGAGAGGGAUGUGAGCCUGCUUUCCACCGAUGUGGCAGACCUGCAGAGCCAGGUUACGGUCCUCCUUAAGGAGCUGAGGGAUGUGAGCAGGCAGCAUGCCAACAACGAAGCCACUGCUCCGCCCACCCCCCCGCGGCCCUCCUCGUCGGACUUUGUGUCAGUGGAGCAGCUGACGAUCACAGACAUUGGGGGCCUCGUGCAAGCCAACACAUCUCUCCGCCAUGCUCUGCGGAAGCUGCAGGACGACUACAGCUCUCUGGAGCCGCGGAUUAAGGCUCGGUUUGAGGAGGAGUUGGAGAGGCGGGCAGCAGCGAACGCCAAGGAGGUGGAGCGGGUGGUGGGCAUGUACAAGGAGCAGGAGGAGCUGGCACAGAGGCACAAGGCUGCCCACGACAUGUUCAAGAUGCUGUACGAUGAGCAGCAGCAGCGCAUGCGUGCCAUGGCAUCAGGCACUGCCGCUGCCUCCCCUCAUCCCACUGAUUCUCCUGCAGCCAAGGGAACGCGUGCUGUGCCCAUGCUGUCCUCCCCUCCACCUGAUGGUCCUGACUACAAGACUCUCUACACAGCAACUCAGGAGGAGCUGGAGAGGCUGAGGCAGGAUCGCAAGCAGCACAUGGACGAAUUGCAGGAGGCUCUUGAUGCCGCCAGGAAGGUGGCGAGUGAGUCACGAAUGGAGCGCAUGCGAGCGGAGGCAGAGGCGCAGUUCACCAAGCAGCAGGCAGAGGCACUCGAGAAGACACUGGAAGAGGAGCGCAAGGUGAAGGAUGCAGCAGUGGCGCGCAGCAGUGAGUUUGCGGCGUCGGUGACGGCCCACCAGAGGCAGCUGCGGGACGCCGAGAGGCUGCUCGCUGCGGCUGAGGAGAAGGCCACCCGUGCAACUAUUGAGGCAUCGGUGUUGGAGCGGGAGAAGGCGCUGCUUGCGGCAGCAGAGGAGAGGGCGACAGCGGAGGCGGGGAGUGCGCUGGAGAGGAUGCACCGAGUGCAGGCGGCUCAUGACUCACUGGAGAGCACCCAGGCUGCCCGCGAGGCCACGUGGGCCGCUGAGAGGAAGCGGCUUGAGGGUUCCAUUGACCGCAUGCAGCGCGAGUGGGCGGAAGCGAGUCGGGCACUUGAGGCAGAGAGGGACCACUCGCGGCACCUGGUGGAAGCCAGGGACAGGGCAGCAGCGGAUGCAGCUCAAGCAGCAGCUCAGCGCUGCUGUCACCCCCUGGUGGAGGCCUUAAAGGCCAGUCGGGCAUUGGAAGCAGAGAGGGACCACUCGCGGCACCUGGUGGAAGCCAGGGACAGGGCAGCAGCGGAUGCAGAGGCAAAGCUGAGUGCCGCGUGGAAGGACGUGGAGCAGCUCAAGCAGCAGCUCAGCGCUGCUGUCACCAAGGCCAAGACUGCUGAGGCACGGUGUGAGGAACUGCAGGCGGGUGUGAAGCGGUUGGAGGCGGUGGCGGCGGCUGCUGUCGCUGGUGGUGCGGGCGGGGGUGUGGGAGGGAGGAGCUUGAGGUCUGCUUCGGUGAGAGAUGCGGCGGCGGCUGCUGUGGCGGCUGCUGCUAGUGCUGCUGCCGGUGGUGGUGGUGCUGGUACUGGUGCUGGGGCAACUGGGGGAGCUGGGGCAGCUGCGGCAGGUGGUGGUGCUGCUGGUGAUGCGGCUGGUGGUAAGGAGGGCGAGAGUAUGGAGGAGGAGGAGGUGGAGGAGCGCCUACACAAGGCAGAGGAGGAGGUGCAGAGGCUAAAGGAGGAGCUCGAGGCCUCCCAGGGGUACCUUGCUCAGUACAAGGCAAUAGGAAAGGCCAAUGAGGAGGCACUAGAGCGGAUGAUGCAGCAGCACAGCUCGUUCAAGGAGGAGGCUGAGAAGGAGAGAGCCGCUGCGGCGGCAGUCGCGGAGGAGCUGAGGGGACGGGUGAAGGAGGCAGAGAAACGGGCGGCAGAUGCGGCGGCAGCGGCCACGGGGCUGACGGAGGAGCAUGAGAGGGCGUUUGCUGAUGUCAGCCGGAAGCUGGAGGCGGCUGCUGUGGAGAGAGACGCAUUCAGGUCACGAGUGGAGGAGAUAGAGUGGCGGGUGGAGUCAGAGGCGAAGGAGGCAUCAGAGAUGCGGCAGAAGUGGAGGGAGGCUCAGACCAACUACGAGCGACAGGUGGUGCUGCAAGCGGACACAAUCCGCCAGCUGGACGGCGUGAGUCAGACACUCAACGCCGCCCAGGCGGCGCAGCGGGAGUGGCGCAGCAAGGCAGAGAAGGCCGAAGCGGAGCUCACCUCCCUGCGAGCCGAGUGGGAGACAGUCAAGGGGGGCCUGGAGGCUGCACGGGCUGCUGCUGAGGGUAAAGCCAAGGAGGUACCUCAACCCUCCCACAUCCCCCUCCCCGCUCCUCUUUGCCCCUCUUCCCGCCCAUCUGUCCUCCCCCCCUUCUCCCCCCCCACCACCCCACCCCACCAGGUGGUGCUGCAAGCAGACACAAUCCGCCAGCUGGACGGCGUGAGUCAGACACUCAACGCCGCCCAGGCGGCGCAGCGGGAGUGGCGCAGCAAGGCAGAGAAGGCCGAAGCAGAGCUCACCUCCCUGCGAGCCGAGUGGGAGACAGUCAAGGGGGGCCUGGAGGCCGCACGCGCUGCUGCAGAGGGUAAAGCAAAGGAGGUAGAGGCUCAGAACGUGAUUCUGCUGGAUCGGCUCGAGGCGCUGCGUGUGGGGACGCCGGGCAAGGCUGGCGGGGUUGCUUCGCCUGGUGUGGGGAGGAGGAGAUCGGUUGCUUCCCCGUCGCCGGGUAAGGCGGGUAGGGCAGUGGGAGGGACAGGAGCAGCUGGAGGGGAGACAGCGGCAGUAGCAGCAGCAGCAGCGGAAGGGGAAGGGGAAGGAGAAGGGGAAGGAGGGGUGGGGGAAGACGGAGGGCUGGCAGAGCUGCAGGAGGUGGUGCGGUUCCUGCGGCGCUCCAAGGAAGCUUCCGAGAUGGAGUUGGCUCUGCUGAAGCAGGAGCGGCUGCGGCUGACAAAACAGAUAGAAGCAGCAGAGAGAGAGGCGCAGGAGGCACAGCAGCAGCUGAGAGAAGUGCGGGCGCGGGGGGCUGCGACGGCGCAAUCUGAGGGGGAGUUUGCGGCGUUGAAAGCCCAAGUGGCUCAGGUGAAUCUGCUGAGAGAGAGCAAUGCGAUGCUGAGGGAUGAGAGCCAGCGGAACUUUGCGGAUGCUGGGGAGUGGAGGGAGAAGGCGCGGCAGGCGCAGCAGCAGGUGGGGCCGCUGCAGGCGGCGGUGCAGAGGAGGGAGGCGGAGGUGGCUGCGGGGAAGAGGGAGGUGGAGAGUGCAAGGGAGGAGGUGGGGCGGUGGCAGCGGCGCGUGCAGCAGCUGCUGGAGAAGUACAAGGCAAUUGACGUGGAGGAGUAUCAGAGGCUGCAGGACCAGCUGCAGGUUAAGGAGUGUUUUGGGCUGUUGGAGAAGUACAAGGCAAUUGACGUGGAGGAGUAUCAGAGGCUGCAGGACCAGCUGCAGGUUAAGGAGUGUUUUGGGCUGUUGGAGAAGUACAAGGCAAUUGACGUGGAGGAGUAUCAGAGGCUGCAGGACCAGCUGCAGGUUAAGGAGUGUUUUGGGCUGUUGGAGAAGUACAAGGCAAUUGACGUGGAGGAGUAUCAGAGGCUGCAGGACCAGCUGCAGGUUAAGGAGUGUUUUGGGCUGUUGGAGAAGUACAAGGCAAUUGACGUGGAGGAGUAUCAGAGGCUGCAGGACCAGCUGCAGGUUAAGGAGUGUUUUGGGCUGUUGGAGAAGUACAAGGCAAUUGACGUGGAGGAGUAUCAGAGGCUGCAGGACCAGCUGCAGGUUAAGGAGAAGUACAAGGCAAUUGACGUGGAGGAGUAUCAGAGGCUGCAGGACCAGCUGCAGGUUAAGGAGUGUUUUGGGCUGUUGGAGAAGUACAAGGCAAUUGACGUGGAGGAGUAUCAGAGGCUGCAGGACCAGCUGCAGGUUAAGGAGUGUUUUGGGCUGUUGGAGAAGUACAAGGCAAUUGACGUGGAGGAGUAUCAGAGGCUGCAGGACCAGCUGCAGGUUAAGGAGAAGUACAAGGCAAUUGACGUGGAGGAGUAUCAGAGGCUGCAGGACCAGCUGCAGGUUAAGGAGAAGUACAAGGCAAUUGACGUGGAGGAGUAUCAGAGGCUGCAGGACCAGCUGCAGGUUAAGGAGAAGCAAGCGGAACAGCUGGAGCAGGAGCUCUCAGAGGCGAGAGGUGCCCUGGCAGCAGCAAAGGCGGCAGCAGAAGCAGCAGAAAAGGACAAGGAGACCGAGAAGAAGCGGGCGGCUGCUGAGCUGGCAAAGCUGGAGGCGCAGCGGGCGGCACUGGCGGAGGAGAAGGAGAAGCUGGAGAAGGAUCGGACGGCAGGAGGGGAGGAGCUGAAGAAGCAGCUAGAGGCUGCGAAGGAAAACGAGGCAAAGCACAAGACAGAGUUUGCCAAGCUCAGGAACACAGCCAUCAAAUUCAAGCGCAAUGGCGAGCAGCUGAGCAAGGAGAAGGAGGAGCUGCGGCAGGCCAAGGAGCAGCAGAGCAAGGAGGCAGAAGCAGCGAAAACCAAGGCAGCAGAGCUCGAAAAGCGCAUCGCCGAUCUUGAAAAGAGGCUUCAGACAGCCUCUGAGUCGUCUCAGAAACGAGUGGCUGACCUGGAGAAGAGGCUUCAGGAGCAGACGGCAGCGGGUGCAGCGGCCAGGAAGGCGGAGGAGGGGAAGAGUGCCGCAGAGGCAGCUUCUGGGAAGCAGCAGGCGGCGAUGGCAGAGGGGAUUCUGAACUCCCGGAUUCAGUUGCUGCAGAGGCAGCUGGCAGCAGAGAAGGAGAGGCGGACCAAGAACCUCAAGAGCAUUGUGGACUCGUUUCAGCGCGCCAAGGAGAGCUACGAGACCAUCUCUGUGCGUGUGGUGGCAGUGGAAGACUGGAUCAAGCAGCAACGCCAG